AAUUGCCAUAAUUGAUAAAAUCCGCGUGUGAAUGUGCGCGUUUUGGUUGUUGCGUAUUCCGGAAGCGGAUAUAGAUCUAUAUAUGACCGCCAUUUUGAUUUUAUGUUCCAGUGAGAUUUAUGCAGGAGCAAUAAAACAGAAACACGGUUGAUAAGGUAACGUUACUUUGACAUCAAACUAUGAGUCGCGUGAAGAAGAGGCGGUGCCACAACUGUGAGGGGUGCCUGACUUCUAACUGUGGCGAGUGUACAUUCUGUAAAGACAAACCUCAAUUUGGCGGAAAAAACUCCAAAAAACAGUGCUGUAUAAAGAAACGAUGUUUAAAUCCAGUGUUCGCUUCAACUGAUACACCAUCCAAGCCUGGCUUUGUAUUAUACAGCAACAUCAGGAAGCACAUUCCCAAGGCUUAUGUUAUGAUUAGAAACAUUCUUGAUAAAGAUAUGCUGUCGAGAUUUCGGAUUCAAGUACCAACUGAUGACAAAAAAGAUGUAAUACAGGAAACAGAAACGACCCAGAAUGCAACUGACUCUACAACACAAAAGUCAGAUCGGCCCCAAAGAAAACGGAAGGUGAACCUUAAUUACAUCAAUCCCGCCCAAUACGUACCGACGCUGAAAGCGCCGAGGAGAGGGGCCUCCAUGAAUGAGGACCCGCUAAAAGACGUGGCAGUGGAGCGCCUGGUAGAACACCUGGAGCACCAGAAUGUAAAGGACGUUCACUCUGUCAGAACAACCAACCAGAAGCGGCAUGAGAAAGAAGCAGCGCCCAAGCACGCGCGACCUCAGCGGGCCAGGACAAAGAAGAAAAAACUCCGACCUUAUGAGUAUCUGAAGUACCUGCCAGCCAAGUGUGAAAAUUUAGGCGGGGACGCCUAUCCCGGCCCACCCAACCUCUCCCAUCACGACUCGGAGAGCACAGAGAGUGGGGAUGAAAACUGUUCACUGGAUGAGUUUGGACCCCCGGUGUUAGAGCCCUGCAAGAAGGAGAAGGAAGCAGUAAAACUGAGUUUCUCUGGCCGGCACUGUAAGCCGAACGGCACCUAUUCUCGUGAAUAUUACACGGAUUUGAGUAAAUUACCGAAUCUGAACAAUAAACCUAGACCAAGGAGAAGCACUCCUAAAAUAAAAUUAGAUAGACAUACUAAAAUUAUCGAGGAGAAGAUCUCGCCAUUCAGUGUAGCAGUAAAAAAGGAACCGGGAAUAGUAAACAGAGCCGAAAACUACGGGUCAUUGUCAGUAAAGAAAGAACUUAAAGUCAAACAUGCUGGAGAUUCGAACGCAUUUGUGAUAGCUUCAUGUAAAAAUGACCAGAAACCAGUCAGUAAAGACAUCGAGACCUCGCUGAACACCUUUAUGGAAAACACUGAAAAAGACAAGCAAAUGAACCAGUUGAAGGAUAGGAUCCCUGUUUGUCAAGACAAAAUCAUGAAGACUGUUAAAGAACUGGCGAAGGAGAAAAAGUUUGUGAAGUUUUUCCAGCUCAGUGUCGGGAACAAACUUAUCUUUAUCCCCACCGACGGCUCCACGGUCAUACCGAAAGCUUACGUCAUGGACAAAGUGUCCGACGCAUCAAAGACUGAUAAACCUUCGGUUACCAUGGAGACUCCUGUCAUUAAGUCUGAGCCAGUGGAUGACACGGAUGGCGACCUCCUGCCCAAGAUAACUAGCGUGUUCAGCUUGUCGUCAGACGCAGAGAAAGACUCGCCUCAAGAGAGCGACUCGUUCUCAAACGUCCAGGAGACGAAACCACUAAACACCGCCGCUCAGGGUGUUAGCGAGGAAAAACGACCAACUGCAGUUAUGCCUAGUCCGGAAAACAGCUGCGCGCAGAAACUGAAAAGUUUGAUUAACCCAGAAAUGUUCAAUAGACAUUCUAUAGACGAAGACGACAAGGUUCUUCAGAGUUUAUUGAGAGACACUGUGACCAAGAUAUUCAGCCAUCAGCAGACGACAGCUUCAACAUCAUGUCAGUCAGGAAAUGCGAAAAAUUCUGCAGAGUUGGCGAGUAAGUUGCAGAAAAAGAAAGAAGAAGACAAUGUUAACGUACGAGUGACAACUAUACAGCACGCGCCUCACUCUAAACUCACUCACUUUACAGAUAACACCAAACGACCGGCCAUAACUGUUAUCCCAGACCUAGGGAAACUAAAAUCUAUCGACAAAAUGACAAGUAAAUCACAGCCUCACUUAGCUCAAUCACGAAAUCAGACGUUAUCUCAACCAAGUCCAAUCUACAUCACAAACAAAGUACAGACUUCCAUGCCCCAGUCGCACAGCCAGACGCUAUCCCAGCCCGGCCCUGUCUACAUGACAAUGAGCUCCGCACCUCAGCACAAAAUAUUGAUUCUCCCCAAAACUAGUUCAUCGAACAACACAAACACCCGAGUGGUCGGGAGCUCUUCUCAAUCAAUCCCAAAGCUGCAAAGUUUGUUGCCGACUUCCAAGUAUCAAUUUGUGGUCCACAAGUCGCAGACACCAACGAUAAGCGCGGCUUUGAAGUCGACCGAGCCCGAACUGAUGUACACUGGUAUCCAUGGUAAUAACAGUGGUGAAGGUGUGUCCCGCUCCCCGGCCACGCCUCUUCUCCUCUUCCCAAAUAUCUCAAGUAAAACGGUUCCCGUUUUUUCAAACAAUACCACAAGUAGGAUCAUAAAUUUAAACCCACCCAUUGCACCCCCAGCAUCCCCACCCGAGAUUACUCCAAUGACUAGUAAUACUGGCAUCUCUAGCUGUAGCUCAUCAAUUCAAUCAUCAUCUACCACAAAGAAACAAGUUAUUGUGACAUCCCGUGCACCAAAUGUGGUCAAUAGGACGCCUCCAUCCCCGGGUCGUAAAGACAAGACAGUUUGUGCGGAGGUUAAAAACAAACAAAGCCGGGACGUUGCCGAUUCCUCCCUUCCCACUACCGGCGGAUUUGGACACGAGUGGGUGACAGUUAAAUCGGAGCCAGGGGACGAUCACGAGUUCGAAGCCUCUAUACUAACCACAAUAAAAAAAGAAAAGACUAGUGAAAGCGAAAGUGAAAGUGAAGAGGAAAGCCAUGAGACGAAUAGAUCUAGUACAAGGCAAGGAACGCCACAGUUCCCCGCCCAUCCCGUCACUUCAGUCAACGCAGGGGAAACAGACACAGAGGAACGUAUCCGUCGACUGAGAGAGAGAAUGCGCGCGCAACAGGAAGAGUGUGAAAAUUUGAAAAAGUCUUUACUUAAUGAGAGUGAGGACGUCUCAUAACAGAAAGAAGUUUUGUGUUUUAUUAUUGUUAUAAAUAUUGUUUUAAAUAAAGUUAAAAUUUUAUCAC
Magallana angulata is the source of this 3297-nucleotide messenger RNA. RefSeq lists its product as uncharacterized. The transcript has 5 exons. The record is from RefSeq and is a predicted model, not a curated record. Gene Ontology annotation, molecular function: DNA binding; zinc ion binding. Lineage: Eukaryota; Metazoa; Mollusca; Bivalvia; Ostreida; Ostreidae. The coding region runs from base 180 to 3230 and encodes 1016 amino acids.